AGUUGAUGGGGGAGGGUGAGGGGCCAGAAGCCCAAUGAGGCCUUUGAGUAGGUCUUAUGGAAAGGAGGAGCUUACAGGAUGGAACCUACAAGAUGUGACCUCACUUCCUUGCUGACAGACCCCAACAGAACUUAGAAUUCUGGUAACUAGGCACCCAUAUUAUACACACAGCCCCAUUUCCAGCUCAGUUGGUAGUUGACACCCAAGGGAACAACAUGUUCUCUUGCUGUGUCCCGACGUGCUGUCGACCUCCUCGUCGCAGAAGAGGCCAAAAUGAGAGUCUUUCUCGAGAAUAUAGACAUUGGUUCAAUCCUCACCCUCGACGCCUCUGGCCAUUUGCCAGAAGGCACCCACAGAGCUCCACACAGCAGAUCAAGCAGGAGCUGUUGGAUGGAUUCCAUUUCUCCAUCUUCUUCAAAGAAGGGCAGGGGCCGCCUGCUACCAACCAUGGCCAGUGCUGGUCUGGGUAUGAAAAUGAGAUCUGCAGGAUGCCAACUUUCCAGCCCAGCACAGGGGAGAAGCUAUUGGAGUCCCUGGUUCCAGCCUUUCUAACUAAACCCAUCUCCUCCUAUGCCACCUGCCUGGGUCCCUCCUGGGACUUUAUCACCGUGCCACACUUUUUGGAACUACUGGUUAGAAGCACCACCACCUCCAUUUUGUUCACCUGGCCCCCUGAAAACACCUCAGUUUGCUGCCAGGCCCUGCAACGGUCAUCUUUCUGGAUAAAGCUGGCCUUCAGGACCUUCGCCUGGCCUGGACUGGGCGUGGAGGACCAUCAGGAAAUUGUCCUAGGCCAGUUGGUGCUUCCGGAGCCCAAGGAGGCCAAGCCAGAUGAUCCUGCUCCACCUCCUGGGCAACACGCAUUAACAAUGCUGGCCCUGGAGCCAGCACCACCACUGCUGGCGGACCUGCGGCCUGCUCUAGAGCCAGAGUCACCUGUAGCCCUGGAUGCACCAGGAUAUCUACAUUCAGCAUCAGCACCAGCACCAGGGGAAGGGCCCCCUCCAGGAACAGUGCUGGAGCCACAGUCAGCCCCAGAGUCACCCUGUCCCUGUCCCGGGACUGUCCAGAGCCAACACACUGAGGAGCUGCCGGACAUCACGACCUUCCCUCCCAGGCUGCUGGCUGAGCAGCUGACCCUUAUGGAUGCGGAUCUGUUCAAGAAGGUGGAGCUCUACGAAUGCUUGGGCUCCAUCUGGGGCCAACGACAUCAGAAGGGGAGUGAGCACGUGGCACCCACAGUUUGUGCCACCAUUGCACACUUCAACAGGCUCGCCAACUGUGUCACCACCUCCUGCCUCGGGGACCACAGCAUGAGGGUCCAGGAUAGGGCCAGGGUGGUGGAGCACUGGAUCAAGGUGGCCAGGGAGUGCCUAAGCCUCAACAACUUCUCCUCAGUGCACGCCAUCGUCUCUGCUCUGCGCAGCAACCCAAUACAUCGGCUACACAAGACGUGGGCAGCAGUGUCCAGCAAAAGCUCAAAAUAUCUAAAAGAACUCUGCAAAAAAGACACUGCAGUGAAGAGGGACCUGCUGAUCAAGGCGGGGAGCUUUAAGGUGGCCACCCAGGAGAGGAACCCCCAGAGAGCCCAGAUGAGGCUACAGAGGCAGAAGAAGGGCGUGGUCCCCUUCCUGGGGGAUUUUCUGACUGAGUUACACAGGUUGGAUUCAGCCAUCCCGGAUGAUCUGGAUGGCAACACCAACAAGAGGAGAAAGGAGGUCCGAGUUCUGCAGGAAUUGCAGCUACUCCAAGUGGCUGCCAUGAAUUACAGGCUUCAGCCUCUGGAGAAAUUUGUCACUUGUUUCUCAAGAAUGGAGCAGCUCAGUGACAAGGAGAGCCACAAGCUGUCCUGUCAGCUGGAGCCCGAAUCCCAGUAGGCUGGAAACAUCCUGCAGUGGCUGGGGCCGCACUGGGAUGCUGGCCAGAACACCAGCUCUGCAUCAUCCUUCACCCAGACCGUGACACCAGGAAACCACAUCUAGGUGGCUUGCAGCUCAGCUACAUCUUGACCCCACUCCUCAACACCAGCUGCUCCUCCUAGCCAGGAUCAGGCCAUGGGACUUUUGCAUGUCAGGCGGGAAACCAUUUUAUGUUUAUUUUCUUUAGUGUAUAAGUAACGGG
Messenger RNA from Macaca mulatta (Rhesus monkey), 2121 nucleotides. Its product is annotated as ral-GDS-related protein-like. Gene Ontology annotation, molecular function: guanyl-nucleotide exchange factor activity. Gene Ontology annotation, cellular component: plasma membrane. The record is from RefSeq and is a predicted model, not a curated record. NCBI's taxonomy places the organism in Eukaryota, Metazoa, Chordata, Mammalia, Primates, Cercopithecidae. Gene Ontology annotation, biological process: Ras protein signal transduction.